Galdieria sulphuraria is the source of this 1391-nucleotide messenger RNA. Its product is annotated as hydrolase. NCBI's taxonomy places the organism in Eukaryota, Rhodophyta, Bangiophyceae, Galdieriales, Galdieriaceae. The record is from RefSeq and is a predicted model, not a curated record. The transcript has a single exon. Bases 53 to 1249 code for a protein of 398 amino acids.
AACCAUUUGUUUUUUAUUUAAUCGUUCGUUUUGACAAAUUCUCGGUUAUUAUAUGGGCUUUAUUUGUCUACUUUCUCAAAAGAGUAUCAAGUCAGAAAAUUUUCUGUCGAGAAAUGUUUUUUACUCAAAGUGUUCUGUAAAAGUCUCACGGUUUUUCUUGUUAAGACCAGCUUUUCUUCAUAGAAGAACUUGGCGCUUUCUCGAGAAUUUAGUUGGUCGAUCCUUUGGAGCUAAUCGUGUUCCACAGUGGGAACAUUUCGACAAGUUGUAUCUUCUUCGUCCCUCCACAGUUUUCAGUCGAACCCCGCUUGGUGUUAUUCAUUUUGUUGGUGGAGCUUUUGUAGGUUCUAGUUCUCAACUAGCAUAUCGUUCGCUCCUUGAGGGCCUUGUCCAGCUUGGCUAUUUAGUAAUUGUGACUCCUUAUGACACAAGUUUUGACCAUUUAGUUGCUGCGGAGUCAGUGAAUAGUUCAUUUGUAAGAGUAAUGCGACAGUUACAGGAAGAGUAUGGAAUCGCGUUGCCUGUGGUUGGUCUAUCUCAUAGUCUGGGUUGCAUUAUUCAGAUUCUUUCCAGUUGCUUGUUCCCUCACGUAGACGUUAAUACGAAGGGACAUAUUUUUAUGGCAUACAACAACAAGCCGUUGAAGAAAGCGGUUCCUUUAUAUAAAGAGCUUCUUAUUCCAUCCAUUCAGAUGUUUUCCAGCUGGUCCAUACCCAAGGAGGAAAUGAAUAGUACUUGGAAAAGAAUAUCUUCACUUUUUGAAGGUUUCAUUGUAUCGACUGGUGAUUCUAUCAUGGAAAAUAUAGAUUCCAAAACUUUGAAAGAACAGGUUUAUUUCAACUGGCAACAGAUCCAAAGAGCUUGGAAGCAGUUGGAUCCAUUGCUAGAGCAAAUACAGAGUGGACGGGACGAGUUUCAUCCUUCACCUUCUGAUAUAGAGAAUAUCAUCAUUCAAAAGUAUUCCCAUUCCAGUAUCAUUAUUCGCUGUGAAGAUGACUUGAUAGAUGAAUCAUUGCAACUUUAUAGAUUAUUAAGAGGACGUGACUUAUAUAUCAAAUUGAGAAGUGUUCCUGGGACGCACCUAACACCCUUGGAACAGAACACUCAGGUUGUCGAUAACUUUCUAAGGACCCAUUUUCAAAUUUCGAGCUCUUUUUCCCAAAUGAGCAACUUGUAUCGUUUGAUAGAGGUGAUUGGUGACUCUCUAGCAGAAAUUAUUUUCAAACAAGCUUCAACUAGAAUAAUAUAGAUAACCACAAUGGGUGCGUGAUAGAUACAGUGGCACAUCUAGCAAUGUCUAUUUUGAGAUGAUUCACAAUCCAAAUACGGUUGUGAUUUGGUAUUCUUUUUAUUAGUAACCAUAUCAUAUUUUACAUUCUACUUGUAUAUAG